Molecule: messenger RNA, 1691 nt
Organism: Neogale vison (American mink)
Lineage: Eukaryota; Metazoa; Chordata; Mammalia; Carnivora; Mustelidae
Gene: LIPM
Product: lipase family member M
Exons: 9
Coding region: 202-1473 (423 amino acids)
Molecular function (GO): hydrolase activity, acting on ester bonds
Source: RefSeq, a predicted model, not a curated record
CUGGGCCACAUUUCCAUUCUGCUUCCAGCUCUUUCUUCCCUGUCCACCAAGCUUGUUGGAUUUGCUUCCAAAUUUGGGGGAAGAAUCCUGGAUGGAACAUGUAGGAAAGUUUUUAAAGCUGUAGAUCGUGCUGACGUUAGGAUUGAGUUGUGACAUUGCCAGGAGAAGAAAAAAAACACCAAUAAAUGCAGAUGUUGGAUCAUGCCAAGGAUCUUGUCAGGCGUGUGGAUUGUCUCCCACAGAAUGGAGAUGUGGCUUCUGAUUCUGGUGGCGUAUUUGCUCCAAAGAGAUGUGAAUUCAGGAUGUAUGCCAACGAAAGCUGUGGAUCCAGAAGCAUUCAUGAAUAUUAGCGAAAUCAUCCGACAUCAAGGUUAUCCUUGUGAGGAGUACGAAGUUGUGACAGAAGAUGGGUACAUCCUUUCUGUUAACAGAAUUCCUCAAGGCCCAGCGCAACUUAAAAAGACAGGACCGAGGCCGGUGGUGUUCCUGCAGCACGGCCUGCUUGGGGACGCCAGCAACUGGAUCUCCAACCUGCCCAACAACAGCCUGGGCUUCAUUCUGGCAGAUGCUGGUUUUGACGUGUGGCUGGGGAACAGCAGGGGAAACACCUGGUCUCGGAAACACAAGACCCUCUCCGUAGACCAAGAUGAGUUCUGGGCUUUCAGUUAUGAUGAGAUGGCUAGGUUUGACCUUCCUGCAGUCAUAAACUUUAUUUUGCAGAAAACUGGCCAGGAAAAGAUCUAUUAUGUCGGCUACUCACAGGGCACCACCAUGGGCUUUAUUGCUUUUUCCACCAUGCCAGAGUUGGCUCAGAAAAUCAAAAUGUAUUUUGCAUUAGCGCCCAUAGCCACUGUCAAACAUGCAAAAGGCCCUACUACCAAAUUUUUGUUGCUUCCGGAUAUGAUGAUCAAGGGACUGUUUGGCAAGAAGGAAUUUCUGUACCAGACCAGAUUCUUCAGACACCUUGCUAUUUACCUGUGUGGUCAGAUGAUUAUGGAUCAGAUCUGUAGCAACGUCAUGUUACUAAUGGGAGGAUUUAAUACGAACAACAUGAACAUGAGCCGAGCAAACGUGUACGUUGCUCAUACUCUAGCGGGAACGUCCGUGCAAAAUAUCCUGCAUUGGAGCCAGGCAAUGAAUUCUGGGGAACUCCGGGCAUAUGACUGGGGGAGCGAGACCAAAAAUCUGGAGAAGGGCAAGCAGCCAACUCCCAUAAGGUACAAAGUCAGAGACAUGACGGUCCCCACCGCAAUGUGGUCCGGCGGUCAGGACUGGCUUUCAAAUCCAGAGGACAUGAAGACGCUGCUCUCUGAGGUGACGAAUCUCAUCUACCAUAAGCACAUUCCUGAAUGGGCACAUGUGGAUUUCAUCUGGGGCUUGGACGCCCCUCACCGUGUGUACAAUGAGAUCAUACAUCUGAUGAAGCAGGAGGACGCCAGCUUCUCCCAGGGAACAUGUGGGGUCAGCCUGUGAAGCAUCUUGAUACUGACGAGUCUUGGGUGGCCCGGGGGUGGGGUGGGGGGUGGUCCCUGAAUGGAGGACUUUCACGAUUUUAAGAACUGGAAACCUCCCAUAUGGGGGUGGGGGAGGGUCAGGGAGUAGUGGAGAAGGGAGGGCGAAGCUAGAGUACACAUGACACUAAAAUGGACAUUUAAAUUUUUUCCAACUAAUUAAAAUUUGCAUUGUGUGAA